This is a messenger RNA of Phodopus roborovskii (desert hamster), 2671 nucleotides long. It is a transcript of the gene Slc1a5, whose product is annotated as solute carrier family 1 member 5. NCBI's taxonomy places the organism in Eukaryota, Metazoa, Chordata, Mammalia, Rodentia, Cricetidae. Bases 493 to 2157 code for a protein of 554 amino acids. Gene Ontology annotation, molecular function: symporter activity; neutral L-amino acid transmembrane transporter activity; L-aspartate transmembrane transporter activity. Gene Ontology annotation, biological process: L-aspartate import across plasma membrane. Gene Ontology annotation, cellular component: plasma membrane. The record is from RefSeq and is a predicted model, not a curated record. The transcript is spliced from 9 exons.
CGGCCGGGGAGGUGUUCCCUCCGCUCGUUGGCGCCACUUUCCACAUCCUCUUGCCGCUACCCAUCUGCAUCUGAGAAUCUGAUUUCCUCUCCGGGACCGCAGCUCCUCAGUCUACUUCUCCUAGGACUCCAGUACCCAGGGACCGAGAGCCAGGAGCCCUAACCCUGGGAUCCCGGAUCCCGGGCUCCCGGAGCCAGGAGGCAUCCCGGAUCUGCGCCACCUGGAUUGAGCUUUCUUGAAGACCUCGGCCGCUUGGACGACUUCAAGCCUUCCCGGAGUCAAAGAUCCCCACGUCCGACCCAGGCGCUCUCAGUUACCAGUUUUCGGGGAUCCGAUACCACCAGUAACGGGGUCUCGGCGCACAGCCCAGGGAGCUUAGGACGCUCCAGCCCUCGAGCGCCGGGGGACACACAACUUCAAGGACCCCGCCUCGUCUCAAGAACAUUGCACCCAGUCUCCAGGCGCUCAGGGAACCCCCGAUUGCGGCUCAGCAUGGUAGUGGACCCCCCUAAGGCCGACCCCAAAGGGGUGACGGCGGUGGAUCCCGCCGCCAACGGUGACCUGGCGCUGGGCUCCGGAGAGGACCAAGGCGCGAAAGGAGGCUGUUGCUGCGGUUCCUGGGACCAAGUGCGCCGCUGCCUUCGCGCCAACCUGCUGGUGCUGCUCACGGUGGCGGGGGUGGUGGCCGGCGUGGUGAUAGGGCUGGGGGUCUCGGCAGCGGGCGGUGCUGAGGCGCUGGGCCCCGCGCGCCUGACCGCCUUCGCCUUCCCGGGAGAGCUGCUGCUGCGUAUGCUGAAGAUGAUCAUCCUGCCGCUCGUGGUGUGCAGCUUGAUCGGAGGUGCGGCCAGCCUGGACCCCAGCGCCCUGGGCCGCGUGGGCGCCUGGGCGAUGCUCUUUUUCCUGGUUACCACACUGCUCGCGUCUGCGCUCGGCGUGGGUCUGGCUUUGGCGCUGAAGCCCGGCGCCGCCUUUAUCGCUGUCAAUGGAUCGGUCGGAGACACCAGCGACCACACUGCACCCGCCAAGGAGGUACUGGAUUCCUUCCUGGAUAUCGCGAGGAAUAUUUUCCCCUCCAACCUGGUGUCUGCUGCCUUCCGCUCUUAUGCCACCUCGUAUGUUCCCAAACAAAGCAUCACGUGUGAUCAGCAGCCGCCUCCCCCCUGUAUACAGAGAGAGAUCAACGGCACCAUGGUCAAGCUGGGCUGUGAGGUGGAGGGCAUGAACAUCCUGGGCCUGGUGGUGUUCGCUAUCGUCUUCGGUGUGGCCCUGAGGAAGCUGGGGCCUGAGGGCGAACUGCUCAUUCGUUUCUUCAACUCCUUCAAUGACGCCACCAUGGUCCUGGUUUCCUGGAUUAUGUGGUACGCCCCUGUCGGCAUCUUGUUCCUGGUGGCCGACAAGAUUGUAGAGAUGAAAGAUGUCCGCCAACUCUUCAUCAGCCUAGGCAAAUACAUCAUGUGCUGCCUCCUGGGCCAUGCCAUCCACGGGCUUGUGGUUCUGCCCCUCAUCUACUUCCUCUUCACCCGAAAAAACCCCUAUCGAUUCCUGUGGGGUAUCAUGACGCCGCUGGCCACAGCGUUUGGGACCUCUUCUAGCUCUGCCACGUUGCCCCAGAUGAUGAAGUUUGUGGAGGAGAAGAAUGGCGUGGCCAAACACAUCAGCCGCUUCAUCCUGCCCAUCGGCGCCACCGUCAACAUGGACGGGGCGGCGCUGUUCCAGUGUGUGGCAGCGGUGUUCAUUGCUCAGCUCAAUGGGGUGUCCCUGGACUUCGUGAAGAUCAUUACCAUCCUGAUCACAGCUACUGCAUCCAGUGUGGGGGCUGCGGGCAUCCCUGCAGGGGGCGUCCUCACGCUUGCCAUCAUCCUUGAAGCCAUCAGCCUCCCGGUCAAGGACAUCUCCUGGAUCCUGGCCGUGGACUGGCUCGUGGACAGGUCCUGUACCAUCCUCAAUGUGGAAAGUGAUGCAUUUGGGGCAGGACUGCUUCAAAGUUAUGUGGAUCGCACCAAGACGCCAAGCUCAGAGCCUGAAUUGAUCCAGGUGAAGAAUGAUGUGCCUCUGAAUCCACUGCCCCUCGCCCCAGAGGAGGAGAACCCUCUUCUCAAACAGUACCGGGGACCCGCCGGGGACGCUGCCACCUGUGAAAAGGAAUCUGUCAUGUGAAUGUCAGCAGGGACUCUACGCUCAGUCCCUGGUGGUAUCGCUUUGGAAGUGGGUGUCAUGCGGGCUGGAGAAAUGGACUGCUGUGGAUUCUGGGGGUGGGGUCUACAGGGUCGGGAAACUAAGGGUCCCUGACUCCUUCCUGGAACGGAUAUCGGGAGCCUCAUUACUGGGGUACAUAUGCUUAUGUGCGAAUGUGUCCACAAAUCUUCCCCCAUCCUGGCUCCCGUUCACGGAGACGGCAUUCUCUGUCACCCAGAGCCAGCCAUCCAGCCUACCUGUCUACCCAGGAGAGUUCUCUGUCGUCUAAAGGCAAAGUAUUGCAAUGUGCUGCUAUCUAAUGGCCAUAGCUGGAGGGAGGGAGAGAGAGAGAGAGAGCUUCUCAGGAGUCCCUCCAUGACAGCAAACUCUCUCCCACAAGUCCCAGGGGAACGCCAAGGAUAAAUAUUGUCACUCCAGAGCACAUUUUUUUUAAAAGCAAUAAAAUGGUGUCAAAUGAGGAGUUCUAAGAAUCUAA